This is a messenger RNA of Mastomys coucha (southern multimammate mouse), 1650 nucleotides long. RefSeq names its product proteasome 26S subunit, ATPase 3 (gene Psmc3). Gene Ontology annotation, biological process: proteasome-mediated ubiquitin-dependent protein catabolic process. Gene Ontology annotation, cellular component: proteasome regulatory particle, base subcomplex. Bases 249 to 1577 code for a protein of 442 amino acids. Gene Ontology annotation, molecular function: proteasome-activating activity; ATP hydrolysis activity; ATP binding. The record is from RefSeq and is a predicted model, not a curated record. NCBI's taxonomy places the organism in Eukaryota, Metazoa, Chordata, Mammalia, Rodentia, Muridae. The transcript is spliced from 12 exons.
ACCAAUAGCAGCUCACUCCUCGCUCCCGCACGAACCGGAGCAACCGGCAGACUACGGGGCGGGCCCUUUAGCCUCGGUUUGGUUCCUGGAGUCCCAGCCGCAGAUUCGCUCGGCAACGCGGACAGAGCCGGUUCUGUCACGUCAGGAAUCGCGGGUGAAGUUCUCCACGGGUGGAGAGAAGACGUUGAGACACAGGCCGCGCUGGGCUCCCUCAGGGGCUCGUGCGCACUCCCGGUUUCGGCCUCUCCAUGCAGGAAAUGAAUCUGCUGCCGACGCCCGAGAGUCCAGUGACUCGGCAGGAGAAGAUGGCGACCGUGUGGGAUGAAGCUGAGCAAGAUGGCAUCGGGGAGGAGGUGCUCAAGAUGUCCACAGAAGAGAUCGUCCAGCGUACACGGCUGUUAGACAGCGAGAUCAAGAUCAUGAAGAGUGAAGUAUUGCGAGUCACCCAUGAACUCCAAGCCAUGAAAGACAAAAUCAAAGAGAAUAGUGAGAAAAUCAAAGUGAACAAAACCCUGCCGUACCUUGUCUCCAAUGUCAUUGAGUUGCUGGACGUUGAUCCCAAUGACCAGGAAGAGGAUGGUGCCAAUAUUGACCUGGACUCGCAGAGGAAGGGCAAGUGUGCAGUGAUUAAAACUUCUACCCGACAAACGUACUUCCUGCCAGUGAUUGGGUUGGUAGAUGCAGAAAAGCUGAAGCCAGGAGACCUGGUGGGUGUGAACAAAGACUCCUAUCUGAUCCUGGAGACCCUGCCCACUGAAUAUGACUCUCGGGUGAAGGCCAUGGAGGUGGAUGAGCGGCCCACAGAGCAAUACAGUGACAUCGGGGGCCUGGACAAGCAGAUCCAGGAGCUGGUGGAAGCCAUUGUCCUGCCUAUGAACCACAAAGAGAAGUUUGAGAACUUGGGUAUCCAGCCCCCAAAAGGAGUGCUGAUGUAUGGGCCGCCUGGUACAGGGAAGACUCUACUUGCCCGAGCCUGUGCUGCUCAGACCAAGGCCACGUUCUUGAAGCUGGCAGGCCCUCAGCUGGUGCAGAUGUUUAUUGGAGACGGUGCCAAGCUGGUUCGUGAUGCCUUUGCCCUGGCCAAGGAGAAGGCACCAUCUAUUAUCUUCAUAGAUGAAUUGGAUGCCAUUGGUACCAAGCGCUUCGACAGUGAAAAGGCAGGGGACCGAGAGGUGCAGAGGACCAUGCUGGAGCUUCUGAACCAGCUGGAUGGCUUCCAGCCCAACACUCAAGUAAAGGUAAUUGCAGCCACUAACAGGGUGGACAUCUUGGACCCUGCCCUGCUGCGCUCAGGCCGCCUGGACCGCAAGAUUGAGUUUCCAAUGCCCAACGAGGAGGCCAGAGCCAGAAUCAUGCAGAUCCACUCACGGAAGAUGAAUGUCAGCCCUGAUGUGAACUAUGAAGAGCUGGCUCGUUGCACUGAUGACUUCAAUGGGGCCCAGUGCAAGGCUGUGUGUGUGGAGGCGGGUAUGAUUGCACUGCGCAGGGGUGCCACGGAGCUUACUCACGAGGACUACAUGGAGGGCAUCCUGGAGGUUCAGGCCAAGAAGAAAGCCAACCUACAGUACUAUGCCUAGGGACACCUCUAGUCUGUCCGCUGGUCUGUAGGCUAAAGUUGAUAAUAAAAGGUGUUUUCUGUUCCUUGCCACA